Molecule: messenger RNA, 2154 nt
Organism: Aedes albopictus (Asian tiger mosquito)
Lineage: Eukaryota; Metazoa; Arthropoda; Insecta; Diptera; Culicidae
Product: cytochrome P450 4c21
Exons: 6
Coding region: 544-2100 (518 amino acids)
Molecular function (GO): oxidoreductase activity, acting on paired donors, with incorporation or reduction of molecular oxygen; iron ion binding; monooxygenase activity
Source: RefSeq, a predicted model, not a curated record
GCAGUCGGAAUCUGGCUUCCAAGUGCAGUAGUGGGAUUACGAUGCGUUGCUACGUGACUAGAUGAAUGUAAUUUGCACUUAUCGGUGGAUGAGCGCAGAUUUUCGACAACCUUGAUAAGACGCACUCAGUUACCGAUGUUGCUCGGCGGCAGCCAUUUAGAGGAGAUCUUGAAGGGACCGGUCGUCGUCACGGCGUCGUGGGUCAGCUCUUGUCACGCUGCAGCAGUUCGCGGGGGGAGUCAAGUGUAACAGAUAAAUUUGGGGUUUCUUGUUUUUUGGGGGCGAGGGUGGCGAAAAAAAUUGUUGAGUUCAGUCGGCGUUGUCGUCGAUCGGGCAGUGGAUUUAUCUAAAUUUUGACCGCGAUCUUCGGAUAUAUGUUGCGUUGUCGGCGUUCAUUUCACGUUAUGUAGGUGAGUGCAACCAGUGUGUUGUGAAAAGUUUUUUUUUCUGCAAUCGUCUGAGCUCGACGGUAGAUGAUUAGCGAACUGGUGUCACCGCGGAACAUUAGUUUGAUACCAGACGUCGACGGAAUCGGAUUACGGAAUGUUGCUAGUGCUAAGUGUAUUGAUCGUGGUGCUUUGUUGUGUGCUUUACGUGAGCCAUCGACGGAAGUACCGAUUCGCGGAUGCUGUGCCAAGCCUUCAGCCGGUCUACCCUCUGUUGGGAAAUGCGGAUAUUAUGUGGAAAAGUGAUACCGAGAGGUUCGAAACUAUCGUGAAGAUUUUUAGCGAGCAUGAUCGGAUGGUGAAGGUCUGGGCAGGACCUCAGAUGCUGCUCUUUACGUGCCAUCCAGAUCUGGUGCAGCAGAUCCUGUCUAGUAGUGAUUGUUUGGAGAAGCCGUUCCUGUAUAGCUUCGCUGGGUUUGAGCGAGGACUAUUCACAUCCAAAUACAAACUAUGGCGCAGCAUGCGCAAACGGCUCAACUCCAGCUUCAAUCUGCGCAUUCUGCACGGUUUCAUUCCGGUGUUCGUGCAGUGCGCUCGGAAAAUGGUUGAAGAUCUGAACGAAAAUCCCGACGGAACGGUGGUCAGCAUGCACAAGUUCACCUCGGUUUGCACGCUGGAAAUGGCCUGCGGAACGACGUUGGGUAGUGACAUCACCCGGCGGGCGGGGAAGGAAGAGUUUGUUCACGGUUUGGAUAUCGCAUUUGGAGAAGCGGCCCGAAGAAUGGUGAGCGUUCAUCUAUAUCCGAAUAUCGUGUACCACUUGACCAAAUACCACAGGGAGCUGGUGCAAGCUCGAGCGACUGUGUGCGGCUUCUUCAAUAGGCUUGUCACCGAGAGACGAAUUACAAUGGAUCUAAAUUGUAAUAAAAAGAGUAGUGUGGAGGAUCUAGAUUUCGAUCGUAAACCGAAAAUUCUGAUUGAUCAAUUGUUGAGCAUAAGUCGGGAUGGAAAAUCCUUCAGUGAUACCGAAAUUAAUGAUAACAUCUAUGCGGUCAUCACCGGGGCCAACGACACAUCGGGACUGUUGAUCGCUCACGCCUGCCUGUUCCUGUGCUUCUACAAGGACAUCGAGGAGAAACUAUUUGCCGAGAUCAUGGAGUUCAUGCCAAACGAGGAAUUCGAAAUCAGCCCGGAAAGCUUGAAGCAGAUGAGUUACCUGGAGAAAUUCCUGAAAGAAUGUCUCCGUCAUUGUCCCGUAGCGCCAAAUAUUUCCCGUGAAAACAUGGCGGAAAUUGAAGUCGACGGCAUGAAAGUUCCACCCGGAAAUAUUUUCAUCAUGAACUUCUACGCCCUGCACCGGCGGAAGGACAUUUGGGGUCCAGAUGCGGACAAGUUCGAUCCGGAGCAGUUUUCCGAAGAGCGUUCAAAGAAUCGGCACCCAUUCGCGUAUCUGCCCUUCAGCGGAGGAAAUCGGAUAUGCAUCGGAUGGCGCUACGCGAUGUUCAGCAUGAAGGUGAUGUUGAUCUAUCUGGUUAGGAACUUCCAAUUCGAGACCGAGAUUCGGCCGGAGCAGGUUCGCUACCGGCACGAUCUGACGAUGAAGUUGCCAUUCGAUCACAUGAUAAAGGUGACCAAGAGGAAGCUGGAGGGAUCGAUGGUUACGAGUGAUAUUUUGAAACAUCCUGAACUGGUGCCAAGGGAAGGAAGGGAAUAGGUUUGAAGGUGGAGUUAGUUAUUAUUUUAUUGGAAACCUGUACAUAGAGUUUUA